Molecule: messenger RNA, 906 nt
Organism: Vitis riparia (riverbank grape)
Lineage: Eukaryota; Viridiplantae; Streptophyta; Magnoliopsida; Vitales; Vitaceae
Exons: 2
Coding region: 1-906 (301 amino acids)
Source: RefSeq, a predicted model, not a curated record
AUGAGCCCCCUCCCGGGCACCAUUAGUAGGCGAUUGGACGACAUGCUCUCCACGCCUUUUAGCUAUCGUAUUAUCAAUUACGAGCCCCCAAGAGGUUUUCUCAUGCCAAAAUUUUCCGCGUAUGACGGAUCUAACGAUCUGUUUGAUCACAUCAUGCACUACCGACAACUCAUGACUCUCGACAUAGGGAAUUACGCGUUGUUCUGCAAGGAAAAUGAAUCCCUAAGGGAGUUUGUGAAACAAUUUGGACAAGCUGUACUGCAAGUAGAAUCCUACAACAUGGAUGUUCUCCUCCAAAUUUUUAAGCGGAGCAUAUGUCCAAGCACACCAUUCUUCGAAUCACUAGCUAAAAAACCUCUCACAACUAUGGACGACCUGUUUCGGCGCGCGAACAAAUACUCAAUGCUGGAAGAUGACAUACACGCAGCCACCCAACAAAUCCUGGUUACCAGACAGCCAUUCAGGAGCGACGUGGCAAGAAGCUCCAAACCUCUGAGCCAGCAAAGGCCACUCAACCGUAGGCAAGGUGAGCAACGUCAACUAGAUUCGCCACCGCUUACACCCCUUAUCGUGUCAUACGAAAAGUUUCUCCCAAUGAUUCGCGAGCUGUUUGACUUCAGGUGGCUCAAACCGCUCAAAGCGGACCCAGCCAAGAGAGAUCAUAACAGAAAAUGUGCUUAUCAUAAAGAGCAUGAACAUUCUACGGAGCAGUGUAGGAGUCUCCAUUACUUGGUGGAAAAGCUCAUAAGAGCAAAACACCUAAAACAAUACAUUCGCUCAGGAGCUAGGAGAGGAGAGACAUCCCGAAGUCAAGCCUCUGGAGCCCCCUCAUCCCCGAUCGUCCCUAGGGUCGUGAUUAACUAUAUUCAUGGCGGGCUCUUGGACGAGGAGUACGACUCCAAGUGA